Molecule: messenger RNA, 579 nt
Organism: Miscanthus lutarioriparius
Lineage: Eukaryota; Viridiplantae; Streptophyta; Magnoliopsida; Poales; Poaceae
Source: the annotation of a GenBank genome assembly
AUGCCGCUGCAGAACGGCGGCGGGUGGGCGCUGGAAGCGCAGGCGCAGCAGGCGAUGAAGCAGCCGGCGGCGGCGCGGCGGGGCCGGCGCGGCGCGACGCUUCUGCUCCUGCUCCGGGUGGGCGCGCUGUGCGCCUCCGCGGCCGCGGCUGCGCUCGCCGCCGCCGCCACGCCCGGCGCGCGCCGUUCCGGUUCCUGCUGGCGGCCAACGCCAUCGUGGCGGUGUACUCGGCGUCCGGAGGCCGCCGCCGCCGCGUGGGAGGUGGCCGGGGGCGCCACGCUGCUCCCGGAGGCCAUGCAGCUCUGGUUCGACUUCGCCCACGACCAGGUUGUGGCGGCAGGAGAAAUUUCACGAAUGGAUCGAUCGGACGCGGUGCUCAACGACCGCAUCAGAAUCAUUUUCCAUCAUUGCUUAUGUUGUGCGCGCCAAACUCUUUGGCUCUUCGGCCACACCCUCACUCUUUCGAUCGCUCCCCUGACAAUAAGGUCCCACGCACCGCACGUCGAUUGCGUCUUCCGCGUCUCGCGCAACCGUCCAACUGAAGAGACUCACUCACCAGGAUGGAAAGAGGAGGAAUGA